UGGUGUUAAGUGCGCGAGGCUUCUCGUUAAGUAUAACCAUGCCUCACGGCCGUCCAGCAAAACGGAGGCGCCUCUCUCCGCCGGUCGACGACAGCAAAUCCUCUCAGACUAUCAAGGCCUCUGACCUCUUCGUCCGCGCCGCAGAUUGGGAUCUUGAGCAAGAAUACGAGAAGAAGUCGAGGCAGAAAAAGACCAAAGAGUCAACGAAACUUCCCAUUAAGACCGCCGAGGGCAGGUUACAGAUAAUAGAAGAAAAGGCGCCGAUUGACAAUGGGGAAGACUCCGAUAGUUUUCUGGGAUCCGGCACAGACGACGAAGGCGAGGAGGACGAGACCCCUCCCACCGAGACAGAACCCUCCGCUCCGCAAAUCCCUCUCAAACAACAGAUUGUCGCCGCGAAAGAAGAGAUCGCCCGUCUUGCAGGUCUACUGAAUGAAGAUCCUGAAGAACAUGCCGGCUCCUUCAAGAAGCUGGCGCAAGUCUCGAGCCCGACUUCGCCGAUCGCGGUUCAAAAGCUGGUUCUUGCCGCACAAGCAGCGGUGUACAAGGACGUAAUCCCGGGCUACCGCAUACGUUCUUACAAAAAUGAAGAAUUGGGGAAUAAAAUCUCGAAAGACGUGCGACAGACGAGACAAUACGAGCACGCCCUCGUCACCGGGUACCAAGGAUACGUCAAACAACUGGGCAGUCUCGCGAAGACCCGAAAGGGCGAUGCAGAGACACUCUCCUUGCGCACUAUUGCGAUCAACUGUGCAUGCACACUGCUGCUUUCAGUGCCACAUUUCAAUUUCCGGACAGAGCUGCUGAAUAUCCUCGUCCACGAAGUCGCCAGCCGCGAAUCCUCGCCCGACUAUCUCAAAUGCAUCGAGACACUUGAGGAGUUCUUCUCACAUGAUGAAGACGGAGCCCCGUCCUUCGAAGCCGUCAGCCUGCUCUCCAAGAUGAUGAAAGCCAAGGACUACCGAGUCAGGGAAGAAGUGCUGAAUACCUUCUUCCAUCUACGUCUCCUAUCCGAGCUGCCACCACCUGGCUCCGGCGGCAACCCGGAAAGGUCAGAACAGCCGUCAAAGCUGCACGGACGCAAGGUGAAGCAACAGACCUCCCAGCACAUUUCCAAGCGCGAACGAAAAUUGCGCAAGCAGCGCCGCGAAGUCGAGAAAGACAUGGCCGAAGCGUCGGCGCUGGUCAACCACGAAGAGCGCGAGAAGAUCCAGUCGGAAACUCUGAAAUUGGUGUUUGUAUCGUAUUUUCGCAUUCUGAAAGCCAGAAUACCAGAACUCAUGGGUGCUGUGCUGGAAGGACUGGCAAAGUAUGCGCAUCUGAUCAAUCAGGAUUUCUUUGGAGACCUCUUGGAGGCGCUGAAGGAGAUUGUAAGCGCGGCUGAUGAGGCCGUGAGGGGCGACCUGGAUAUGGACGAAGCUGCCGAAGUAGAGAGGAUGAUAGCGACAAACGCGGACGGUGAGACGAUCCGCAACAGGAAACGCGAAGGCCUGCUUGCGACACAAACGGCAUUCACGCUGCUCUCGGGCCAGGAGGUCUCCAGAGCCGCCUCGGGCUUACAUCUCGACCUGAGUUUCUUCACCGCGCAUACCUACCGUUCACUAUACCCCGUCUCCCUGGACGCGGACGUCGAACUUGGACCGAAGUCGCUGCGUCUCCCCGAUCCCCACUCCUCAAAACCUGCAUCGUCGUCAGCGUCAAGCCCAGCGCAUAACCGAAUCAACAUCUCUACACCGAUCCUUCUACUCACGCGCGUCCUGGCAUCUAUCCUGCUGACGCCCUCGUCCCCACCGCCCACACAGACGGUGUUGUCGUUCUUCAAGCGCCUACUUACCGUCUCGCUUCAGCUGCCUGAGAAAUCCACGUUGGCCGUGCUGAGUUUGAUGGCUAAGAUUGCAGAUAAACACGGCCGCAAGAUCGAGGCGUUAUGGUACAGCGACGAAAGGAAAGGAGAUGGGGUAUACAGGGGCGAAAGCGAGAGCGUGGAAGGCACAAACGUGCUAGGGACUGGUAGCGGGGUUUGGGAGGCCGAGUUGUUGAAGAGACAUUACUGUCCCAAGAUCAGAGAAUCGCUCCAGACGGUCGAAGGGAUCAUUAGGGAUAUGCACAGAUAGCUGCGAAGUUGAACGGUUGAGUGGGCGAUCACCUGUGGCCAGUUAAACGGGUUGUCUCUCUAUCGCGCACAUGCUUCAUAUCUCGACGCAUGUAACCAGAGAAAUUUCACAUGUCUUUCCGAGCAACGUUCUUCGUCCUUCAGCGAAUGGGGCAUAUAUAGGUAUCACUCACGCCUGUCUGGUCUCUG
Cladophialophora immunda is the source of this 2302-nucleotide messenger RNA. RefSeq lists its product as uncharacterized. Lineage: Eukaryota; Fungi; Ascomycota; Eurotiomycetes; Chaetothyriales; Herpotrichiellaceae. Gene Ontology annotation, cellular component: nucleolus. Gene Ontology annotation, biological process: DNA replication initiation. Gene Ontology annotation, molecular function: chromatin binding. The transcript has a single exon. The record is from RefSeq and is a predicted model, not a curated record. Bases 39 to 2114 code for a protein of 691 amino acids.